UUGCUGCCGGGGAAACGGAGUUCUGAGGGUGUACGGAAUUUUGCCGGUGGACUAGAAACUCCCGCCAUUUCGACCAGAAAUUAACCUCUUGAGUGAUACAAGUUACUUUCUCCUAACACACGCUAACGCCGUUACCUGAUAACGAGAAGUUUUGACGGCAGUCGCGCACAGCAGAUGCAGCUUAAACGGGAACCGGCCUAAUUUGCGAAGACUUGGUCGGAACUGUUCAGCGCGCCAGACCUCCUGCUGAAUUGAGCUUGUUGCCGCGAGUUUAAUUUCGGUGUGGAUUGCAUCCUUUCGUGCUCAUCCAAAGGAGCUAAAAGUUCACCAACUAUCCCGGGAGAGAAGUCAGGCAAGCGAGUUUUACACACCGGAGCAUCCCUAAAACGGGCAUGAAAGCGCUUUUAGAGGAGUGAAGAAUGGUGCGAUGAGGCCGGCGGAAAGAAGCGCUCUAUUAUUGUUUUGCAACGAGAUAGCGACCCAGCCUGCUAGCUAGUCUGCUCCACGUUGAGUGCCGGGCCUGCCGGCGGUAGCCUAAGACGUGCUAUCAAUCGGCGUUGAUAUUUCGCUCACUUGGAUAGAUGCUAAGGACAUACCAUUGUGUAUUACUGCACUAGUCGGACACUAGAACAUCUAAUUGUACCUCGGGCACGUGUGCCAUCUCCGAUUUUGAAAUGGCACCGCUUCUGGGCCGGAAACCAUACCCACUGGCUAAGCCGCUAGCCGAGCCACCAGGCCCGGGAGAGGAGGUCUACAUCAUCGAGCACACCAAGGAGGCCUUCAGGAACAAAGAAGAAUAUGAGGCACGCUUACAGAGGUAUAGUGAACGCAUCUGGACAUGCAAGAGCACUGGAAGCAGCCAGCUUACUCACAAAGAAGCAUGGGAGGAGGAACAAGAAGUCACUGAACUACUUCAGGAGGAGUAUCCCCAGUGGUUUGAGAAGCCUGUCCUUGAGAUGGUCCACCACAACACAGUGUCCUUAGACAAACUGGUUGAAAUGGCCUGGGUCGAAAUCCUCACGAAGUAUGCUGUGGGCGAAGAAUGUGACUUCCUGGUGCGGAAAGACAAAAGUUUACGAGUGAAGGUGGUAAAGAUCCAUCCUUUAGAAAACCCAGAAGCCGAGUCAGGGGAGAAGAAGCUUGAAGGUGCUUGUGACUCUCCAUCGAGUGACAAGGAGAAUGCAAGUCAGGAAAACCAGAGGAAGGAGCCUCCUCCCCGAGAGGAGGAGAACAGGAGGGAGAGUCUGAGUGACCGAGCACGACGCUCUCCAAGGAAACUUCCCACUGCCAUGAAAGAAGAGAAGAAGAAAUGGGUAAUGCCCAAAUUCCUUCCUCAUAAGUACGACGUGAAGCUCAUCAAUGAAGAUAAGGUGAUCAGUGAUGUCCCAGUAGACAGCCUAUAUAGGACAGAGCGUCCUCCAACCAAGGAGAUCAUGCGCUACUUCAUCAGGCACUAUGCUCUAAGGUUGGGCAUGGGAGAAAGUGCUCCCUGGGUGGUUGAAGAUGAACUGGUGAAAAAGUUCAACUUGCCUAGCAAAUUCAGCGACUUUCUUCUAGAUCCACAAAAGUUUUUGGCAGAGAAUCCCUCCACGAAGCGCAAGAGCUUGACAUCUCCAGAAGGUAAACUUAGCAAGAAGCUAAAGACUGCUAACACUCCAGGAGAAGACUCUGGACAUGAGAAGGGAGAGAAGAAGAGUAAAAAGAAGAAAGAUUCUUUAGGCAUGCCCCUUAGUCCCACCAUUUGGGGUCACAUGCAGAAAAUGAACGGGUCUCCACUCAAGGUAAAGAAUUUAGGAACUCCCAAGAAAGAAGGAAAAAGCUCUGCUCCCUCUACUCCAAAAUCUGGCAAAAAGUCAGGCGACAAGAAAGAGGGAAAGAAAACUGGAAAAGGCGGUGAUAAGAAGCUGAAUGUUCUCAAAGCCUCUAAAAACAGUAAAGCUGGUGCAAAAACACCAAAGAUGAAGCAGAUGACUCUGCUGCAUCUGGCUAAGAGCACCCCUACAGGAAGCCCAAAGAAGAGAGCCCGUAGUACUGGCAUGGGCCCGCCUAAAUUGGGGAAGCCACUCCACCCAAUGGCUCUCCACCUCCUUCGUUAUUACAAAGAAAACAAGGGCAAAGAGGAUAAAAAGAACUCCCUUUCCUCCCUCAUCUCUAAAGCUGCAAAGACUCUGUCCCACGAUGACCGUGGCCGUCUACCGGAGGAGCUCAGGGAGCUAGUACAGAAACGCUGGGAGCUUCUGGAGCAGAAGAAGCGUUGGGCAGCUAUGAGUGAAGAGGAAAGGAAGGAAGAAAUGAAGAAGAAGCGUGAGGAGCUCAAAGAGAAACUGAGGGAAAAGGCCAAGGAGAGACGCGAGAAGGAGAUGCUCGUCCGCCGCGAACAAUCUCGCAGAUACGAAGACCAAGAAAUCGAAGGUGGCAAGACCCUGCCCACAUUCAAGCUGGUGGACAUGCCUGAGGGGUUGCCCAACACCCUGUUUGGCAGUGUGGCCAUGGUUGUGGACUUCCUUCAUUGCUAUGCUGGGCUGCUCAUGCCAGAUGACCAGUAUCCCAUCACAGCAGUGGCUCUGAUGGAUGCUCUGGCUGGGGAGCGUUCCGGUUUCCUCUACCUGAACCGUGUAUUGGUGGUGUUGCUCCAGACACUGCUGCAAGAUGAACUAGCUGAAGGCUACAGCGAACUUGACAUGCCUUUAUCCGAGAUCCCCCUCACCAUGCACUCUGUGUCUGAGCUGGCGCGGUUGUGCCUGAGGCCGUGUGACGCUCAUGGUGAAGAUAGCGGCCAGGGCUCAGAGGACUCAGGGGCUCUGGGUGGCUUUGAUGAUGUAGUGACUAGUGAGUUCCUGGACAGGCUUGAGACAAUCGAGGUGUUUGAGCUGAGUCCUGAGGACAAAGUCAACCUGUUGGUGGCACUGUGCCACCGCAUCCUCAUGACGUACUCGGUGGAAGACCACGUUGAUGCGAUGCAGCAGCGGUCAGCUGAACUGUGGAAAGAGCGUUUGGCAAUGCUCAAAGAGGUCAAUGACCGCAAAAAGGCUGAGAAGCAGAAGCGAAAGGAGAUGGAGAGCAAAGGUGAGAAAAACAAAGAGGCGCGUGUUAAAAAGGAGAGUAAGAAGGAAGUAAAGGUGGAACCAGAACCGGAACCUGAGGACAUGAUCAGCUCAGUGAAGAGCCGCCGACUGAUGGCUAUGCAGGCCAAGAAAGAGAAGGAGGAGUUGGACAGGCAGAACAAAGAGCGCAUGGAGAAGGAGGCUGAAGAGGAACGCAUGCGUAGACAGAGGGCUGCAGCAGAGAGGGCCUUUCAGGAUGGAAUAACCAAAGCCAGACUCGUGAUGCGCAGGGCCCCGCUGGGCACAGACAGAAAUCACAACAGAUACUGGCUUUUCUCUGACGUGGUUCCUGGUCUGUACAUUGAGAAAGGCUGGGUGCAUGAAGGCAUUGACUACAACUUCACUCCUCCACCAGAAGACAAACCAGCUGAGCCUGAAGUGGAAGAAGAGGAGGACGGUGAGGUAGUCACUGAUUCACAAGGAGCUGAAAAGGAUGAUGGAAGCAUAGAUGGUGCUGUUAGUGAAGGAGCCCAGCAGGGAGCAGCACCAGAUGUUUGUAUAGAAACUACUGUUCCCAAACAGGGUCAGAACCUCUGGUUCAUAUGUGACAACCCAGCUGAACUAGAAGAACUAGUGGAAAGUCUUCAUCCUCAGGGCGUCAGAGAGAGCGAACUGAAGGCAAAGAUACAGAGCAGGUACCAGGACAUUGUCCACUCCAUCCAUUUGACUCGUAAGAGCAAACUGGGCCUCAGGACAUGUGACGGCUAUGCAGAACUGCUCAAAUAUCUGCGCAGUGACAUCCAGGAAGUAGCUUCUCGUCUGCAGAAGGGAGGCCUGGGAUACCUGGAUGACAACAUAGACAUUGAAGAUCAGUUGAAAGACAUGGAAAACUUGAAAGACUUUGGCGAGUGCAUCAUCACAAUCCAGGCCUGUGUAAUCAAAAAGUUCUUACAGGGCUUCAUGGCCCCUAAACAAAAGAAGAGGAAAAAGCAAGCAAGCGAAGAAAGCAGUAAAGCAGAAGAGGUGGAUGAUGAGAAGAGACUAGCAGAAGAGGCCAGGGUAGCGACAGCAGUGGAGAAGUGGAAGACUGCAAUCCGAGAGGCCCAGACCUUUUCCCGUAUGCAUGUGCUGCUGGGAAUGCUGGACGCUUGCAUAAAGUGGGACAUGUCUGCUGAGAACGCACGAUGCAAAGUGUGUCGCAGGAAAGGUGAUGAUGAGAAACUUAUCCUCUGUGAUGAGUGUAACAAGGCCUUCCACUUGUUCUGCCUGCGACCCGCCCUGUACCGCAUUCCUGCUGGAGAGUGGCUGUGCCCUGCCUGCCAGCCCACUGUAGCCAGACGUGGAUCCCGUUCAAGGAACUAUAACCAAGACACAGAUGAAGAAGAGGAUGAGGAGGACUCUGAGGAGGAGGACUCAGAAGAAGAUGAAGAGGAUGAGGAAGAGAAUGAUUACAAAGCCAUGGGACACAGCUUGAGACCAAGGAAGAAAAAUAAGCAGUCUUCAUCUCGGCAGAAAAGCUCAAAAAGUAAACCUAAGAAGCUGACAUCUUCUAGUAGUCAGAACAGCAAGCAGAGGACCGGCCCCAGCAGCCCCGCAGACAUCGAUGAACUGGUGCGACAGAGUUCCCAAACAGGAGUGCGCAAGCAGGUGCUGGAGCUGGAGAGGUGUGAAGAAAUCCUCAAGAAACUGAUGAAAUUCCGCUACAGCUGGCCUUUCAGGGAGCCUGUUUCUCCGGAGGAGGCUGAGGACUACCUGGACAUUAUCUCCCAGCCGAUGGAUUUCCAGACGAUGCUUGGAAAAUUUAGCCAGGGUUCAUACCGCCACACUCAGGAUUUCCUGGAAGACAUUAAACUGGUCUUCUCCAACGCAGAGGAGUACAACCAGCAGGGCAGCACCGUGCUCUCCUGCAUGGUCAAGACAGAGCAGAUAUUCACUGAGCUGCUCCAGAAGCUGCUGCCUGGCCACAGCUACCUCCGCCGGCGCUCACGCAAGCGUGUCAGCCAGGCCCCUGCAACGUCUGAGGAAGAAGAAGAAGAAGAAGAGGAGGAGGAGGAUGAAGAAGAAGAAGAAGAAGAUGACGACGAAGAAGAGGUGCCAAAGAAGAAGAUGCAGAAUGGCAAAUCAAACAGGAAGGCAACAAGAAAUGGCAGGCGGCAGAAGAAUGAGGAGAGCGACAGUGAAGAGGAGGAAAAUGACGGCAGGAGGAAAAGUAAGCGGACCUCUGCCACAUCAGGCAAGAAGGAUUACAGGGAGCAGGAUAGUGAUGGCGAGCGGGAUACACGGAGAACUCGUCAGCGAGGCGGGCGGGGCGACGCCGACAGCAGUGACGAGGACCGCUCCAGCCAGCAGCGACAUUCCAAGAGACUGAAGCGCUCAUAAAAUCCAGGGUGCUGCUUUGACGUUCGGUCAUCUCUAUUCGCUUUAAAAGUUGGUGUCCUGCUCCUCUGAAAUUCAAAAACCCUUCUCCUCCUCCCACAGCCAGCGGGACUCCAUCCUCAGAAUAUUUUUUUUGUGUUAGUGAAUUUCUGUUCACAUUUUGGAAAACUGCAGAAGAAAACUGAUUUAUAUUUGUAACAUGUUUAUAUCAGUAAUGUUUUUUUGUUUUUGUUUUUUCAACAAAGAAAAAUGAGACAUUUGAGAUAAUGGAGCUCUUAAGACUCUUUGAUUUAAAUUUCAGUUCCAUCUUGACAACCUCACAAGUGUAAUUGGGCUUAAAUGUCAGCUGAACUGCUUUGUCUUUGCUCUGUCCAAACACCAGUUCAGUGUAAUCAGAGGUCUCUCCUCACUCUUGACACACAAAGUUGAGCCAUCACUUUACUGGCAUGUUUCAGGAUGAGUAAAUCUAGCUGUCAGAUGUUUGUCCCACACAUCUCUGUUGCAAGUCAUCGUGUUUUCACUGAGAUGGAAAGAUGAUGAUGUCCACAUCCCCUGUAGGUAGGAAGUCUUUGGUCACCUUAGAACUGGUGGCUGUCACCUGUAAAAGUCUAUAGAUAAACAUGAUAGCAUUUUACUAGUUGUAGUAUUUUUGUCCCAGCCCAGGUACAAAUGUUUUGUCAAACUGGGUUGAGCCUGGAGAUUAGACUUUGUAGUGUCAUCACUUAAGAAAGAAAAAACAACUUUCAUCUCAGCUCUUGGUGCCAAGAUGUGUUCAGGGACCUGACUUGGAAUCUCACUCUUGGUUUGAGCUGACCAGCCUUUCCUCCUCUGUAGUGCCCUGCCACUUUAAAGAACCGGUACCUCAAGAAACAUCUGUCAGUUUGCACUCCUUCUGUGUAAAGUGUACCUAUUAUGCCAGCAGCUGCAGGACCAUAGUUUAUUGAAAUUAUGUGCAUAAACAUUUGUAAACAGUGUUUAAAACUACAAAUGUGUUUGUUAAGAAAACGGGCAUUUUUGAAUAUUUGAUAUUUUUUGCACAUUUUUAUUUGGUAAUGUAAAUGAUAACUUGUUGAACACAUCCAGCAGAUUUAACCAGGGCUUUGCCAGUCAACAUGUCAGAGCUGUUUUACUUUUCAUAGUUGCAGCAGAAAUGGUGACUUGUACAUUUUUUUAACAAACGAACAGUUGCCCAGGCAAAUGAAAUCAGUCAUGUGGGUUAAAAGCAGCCUGGGUUCCCACCUGGGUUCAGUCACCAGAUGGCGCUCUACUCCUGCACUAUAAAGACUCUUUUCACUGCUUUUUCCAAGUGAUUCAGCCUCAGCACGGCUAGCUGGACUGUUGUAACCCCCCCCCCCCCCCCCACCUUUUUUUUUUUUUUUGCGUUGUGCGCUCACUGCUCAUCAAAGAAUUAGAGUGCUUCGUAAUGCUGGUAUAAUUUGGCUCUUCAGUUAAGUUUUUUUUUUUAAUAGUAACUUCUACACACUGGGCAGGGAUUGAGACAUCCUCUACACAAAAAUCCGAAUGUGCAGAAGUUCCUGUGUAGUUCCUUUGGUGAGGUUGCCAGCAGUGUGUGUGUAUAUAUUAAUAUAUAUGUAUACUGAUAAGGCAGUGGUUGGUUCACCUUCUUCUGUCUGUACUGUGCUGUGCUAUUCGCCUGUGUUUCACUAGUGUUAUAAUCAUCCAGACUUUACUGAUUUCAUUUGACCACUGUUUAAUUAUCCUGCCUAUUCUUCUUUCCUUUAUUAGUUUUCAUUCAAAUUCGGCGUCGUUCCUGACAUAAUUCCCAAAUCACAGUUUGACAUUUUAGUCAACAAUUAAAUGGCGACUGCCCUUAUCAAAAUGAGGUCUGACUGUAAAUGCUUUCUUUAUUCUUGGAGGAACUGCAAAAUUCUUUUACACUUCUUUUUUUAUAUAUAUAUUUAUAGUCUCUUAUGCUGGGUUUGGGCAGGUUCGGAGGAUUCACAUGUAAAGAAUUUCCAAUAAAGGCUAUGGACGAAGACGGUAGUUCUCCCUGUUUUAUUUGUGUUGAGCUGACAAGUGUCCCCCAGGUCAGACUGACAGACAUCACUGCCAUCUGUAAACCGUGUGACUAGACGAUGAACAGGGAGGGAAAUGACGUGACAGCCCAGUUCUGUCUACUUUUUAAUAAAAUAUCAAACUUA
Messenger RNA from Mugil cephalus (flathead mullet), 7582 nucleotides. RefSeq names its product bromodomain adjacent to zinc finger domain, 1B (gene baz1b). The record is from RefSeq and is a predicted model, not a curated record. Bases 675 to 5423 code for a protein of 1582 amino acids. NCBI's taxonomy places the organism in Eukaryota, Metazoa, Chordata, Actinopteri, Mugiliformes, Mugilidae. Gene Ontology annotation, molecular function: protein binding; histone H2AXY142 kinase activity. Gene Ontology annotation, biological process: chromatin remodeling. Gene Ontology annotation, cellular component: WICH complex. The transcript has 20 exons.